This is a messenger RNA of Hippocampus comes (tiger tail seahorse), 2589 nucleotides long. RefSeq names its product proline-rich protein 36-like. The coding region runs from base 249 to 2069 and encodes 606 amino acids. The record is from RefSeq and is a predicted model, not a curated record. Lineage: Eukaryota; Metazoa; Chordata; Actinopteri; Syngnathiformes; Syngnathidae. The transcript has 3 exons.
UAUUGUUGGGUCACAAAUUUGAUAUUGGACCUGAGAGCUUUAAUUUUCCCAUGACUUUAGUAACAUACAUGCAGAAACUAUCGUGCGCUCCCUUGGCGGUCGGCUCAUAUACUUGGGCUGACGUAUAAAAAAUGAGGACCAAUUCUUGAUUUGAUUUGUGACAUUCAAGAGGUCACAUAAGCAAGAACAUCCAGCCCAGGUCCAUUCUGUACUGUGCUGUACACAACAACAAAAUACGAAGGGCGGAUAUGGAUCCCUCAUCUGAUCCUUUCGGACUGAAGAGUUUAGUGGACUGUAUUUUCAGAGCAAUAUAUUUUUCGCAACCGACUGACAUGAGUGAUUUUAUACACCAGUACAUAUCGGAUCUAAUGGACUUCAUCGGAUUUCACGAAGAAGAGAGUCUCGAGCGUCUUUUUGUGGUUUUCCAAGAACAAUGGGAGAAGAAGUUUCUAGAUAUUAAAGACACAAAAACAUGCAUGGAAUCCGUCCCAUCCUUACAAAAUAUAUCUGAGGCAGAGAUCGAAGACCUUUUGCAGAGGCUGUACAAGGAUUUGGCAAUGGCAAACGUAUUACCACAAGAGGUAAUCCAUAAAACUGGAAGAAAACGGGAGAGAAUCCAGAAGCCAGACGAUAAUGAAUGUGCAGUGGAUUUUCCAGCACAGGCCGAUGAUGACUGCACGGAAAUAGAUGUAGUGUCGAUAGAAUGCGUACCAGAUGAAGAGGAUGACUUUGGAAGGCAUGCUGAAGCACUCCUGGAUGAAAUGCCAUGCUUGUCGCCACCUUUAUUGGUGACGUCUUCAAACGUAGAAGUGGCUACAUCACCAAUUUCUUGUGAUAGUCUGUCACAGGUGUCACCAGAGCCUUUUGUCGCACCUAGUCCACCAAGGCAAGAGCUUGUUCUGCCACCUAGUCCACCAAGACUUGAGCUUGUUCUGCCACCUAGUCCACCAAAGUUAGAGCUUGUUCUGCCACCUAGUCCACCAAGGCAAGAGCUUGUUCUGCCACCUAGUCCACCAAGACUUGAGCUUGUUCUGCCACCUAGUCCACCAAAGUUUGAGCUUGUUCUGCCACCUAGUCCACCAAGGCUUGAGCUUGUUCUGCCCUCUAGUCCACCAAGGCGAGAGCUUGUUCUGCCACCUAGUCCACCAAAGAAAGAGUUUGUUCUGCUACCUAGUCCACCAAAUGAAAAGCUUGUUCUGCCACCUAGUCCGCCAAAGAAAGAGCUUGUUCUGCCACCUUCUCCACCAAAGAGAGAGAUUCUCUCACCAUGCCCACGAAGACAAAAGUUUGUUCCUCUACCUAGUCCACCAAGGCGAGAGAUUGUUCCCCCAGCUAGUCCAACAAGGAAAGUCCAGCAUGACCCAGUGAUUACUGAACAAAGUAAUGUUAUGCCACAUAUGAAAGGAUCAGCCGAGGGCAACCGCAGAGCCACAGGGCAAUAUGUAUUGCAGAGUGAAAAGGAUAAAACACCUGGAUCUGAGAAGCCCAAGUGUAUGAACAGAGUAACCCUACUGUUGCCUGAUAAGACCAAGGAGGAGUCAUUUGGACCCAAAAAAACAGGGUCAGAUGCCAGGCCCAAACAAAGUGAGCCCAAGAGCCCUAGGAUAAGCCCCUUCAGUUUACCUCAACGACAAAGACCUUCAAAAUCUGAACUAGUGAGCAGAUCAAUGCAAGACUCCAAAAAAACCAGGCUUGUUUACGGCCAGGCAUCUGGACCAAAGAAAUCUGAAAGAUCAGAAUCACAAAGCAGACUAACAAUUCUGGAGGCCGCCAACAUGGUGUCUCGUGUAACAUCUGCACCAAAGAGGCCAAAAUUAGGACCAACACCAUCCUUACCAGAAGUGAGGAGAACAAGGUUGAGUCUUCAUCGCUUAUAUGGAGCAGAAAGGCCUAAAACUGCUGGAGCGGACACAAGAUCAAAACCACAGCCAAAACAGCCCUGGAAAAAUCCUCUCAGUGAUCCUCCAAGAAGGGAAGGACCCCCACGGGUUCUUUGGAUGGAGAGGGAAAGGGUCAAGCCUGUGCAAAACAAAAAACAUUGGAAACUUCCUGCCAACCUCUUGUUUUGAUAUGAACCAGAACCCAUAUCCAAGAACCAAGUUUUGAAUCCUUUACUGUUUGUCUUUUUUUUCCAUCCUGUAUAUCUUGAGCAGUUUGUUGUCUUUUUGCAUGCUUUUGAGUUGGCAUCGUGUCUUAGUGACUUCCUGGCAAGUUCCCACCUCAACCCACGGACUAGCCCAUGAUGAACAUCUCUGCCUAGCCAUGAACUUCAUUGCAAAGGUAGCAAUUGCGAGCGGGUCCGACAGCUCGGAUUGGAAGUGAGUCGACGCAAGGCGUGCUGCGAUGACUGGCUACAAAGGAUGUUGGAGGACCCCAUUCCACCUUCCCUCAAUGAUGAAAUACCAACAUUUUCAACUGACAUUUGGCUCACUGGAACCAAUAAUUUAUUAAUUGGUGCUGGCAAACUCAAACUCUUUGGUAACAUUUAAUUCAGAUAUUAAUAGCGGUAAUGGAAUGUGAAAAUACAUUUACUGCCUUGAGUAAUGACAUCUGUAAAUAAAACGCUCUUUGUACUCAACCAGCAAUGUC